AUGCGCCUACUGCUGUCCAUUCUACUGUGUCUCUCGUUCGCCAACCCUUUGUUUGCACAGCCUCAGUCUCAGAACUUUGUGGACGACACGGGGGGCGGCGACACAGCAUGGCAGACCGUUCUUACGGAUGUCUGGGCAGAAGCGAGAGCAUUAGUUGAAUUCGCUCUGAAUCAACCCCUUAACCACGUUAGCUGGCAUUUCGGAUUCGGACUUGAAAACCCAGAUCGUGAAACUGUACGGCUGGUUUUCAGAAACUUGCGCGAGUUCUCUGAGCAUCCCCCUGACGAUCUUCGACUACACAAGGCUUUGCACUACGUGACUAUGCGUGAUCAAACCAUCAUUCCCUUCGACGGAUUUCCAGAAGCAUUCCGGAACGCCUAUCAUGCAGCGGUCGCACGGCGAGGGCGCCGAGCUGGAAUUUGGAUUCGCGACUUAUACCCCGCGGACUUCCGCAACCCAGCAGUGGACGCAGAAACCACACUCGUAGAGGACUGGCUCGAUCGCCGAGCAUACGGAUUCCUUGACACUGGAAACCUUGUAAUGCGACUCUCUUGGGGACGCUAUGCAGCCUUGCUCAACGUGAACAACUACCUUCUUUUUGCUCUCUCCGCGUUCAUAAAUCGCGAGACGAACUGGCCAGGCGACGAGCUGAACCCUUUCCCACUGCCGGAGCACCCAGAUGCCUGGACACCAAUAGCAACAGACCCUGAUGAGUUUGACGUUAUUGUCAGCCCGGCGCUGGUGCCAGAGAUGCACGCAUUCGCUGAGAUCUCAGCAACAUACGGCUUGAAUUCCGGUAUAAGCUCGGGCACAUUCCCUUUCAAGCGUUCCAAGGCUCGUAGAGAGUUGCAGAAGGGCCAAGACUGUCUCGAGUAUGGUCUGAGGGUCGGUAAUGGGCUCCGUAUGGGUGCAGCUGUCGACUCAGACAUAGCAUUUGGUAUGCAACAGCAGAUCAAAGUAGCUUACUAG
Cyphellophora attinorum is the source of this 969-nucleotide messenger RNA. RefSeq lists its product as uncharacterized. The record is from RefSeq and is a predicted model, not a curated record. The coding region runs from base 1 to 969 and encodes 322 amino acids. NCBI's taxonomy places the organism in Eukaryota, Fungi, Ascomycota, Eurotiomycetes, Chaetothyriales, Cyphellophoraceae. The transcript has 5 exons.